Messenger RNA from Aspergillus ruber CBS 135680, 760 nucleotides. Its product is annotated as dolichyl-diphosphooligosaccharide--protein glycosyltransferase subunit 4. The record is from RefSeq and is a predicted model, not a curated record. The transcript has 2 exons. Lineage: Eukaryota; Fungi; Ascomycota; Eurotiomycetes; Eurotiales; Aspergillaceae. Gene Ontology annotation, cellular component: oligosaccharyltransferase complex. Bases 274 to 528 code for a protein of 84 amino acids.
CCAGGGUUUAGUUACACUUAGCCAGCGAUUAGGAUGUGCUGAAGCCCGGCAGAGGCUCGUUGGGGCCGUGGCGGGAGGAAGAGCCGCCCGAGCUGAAAGGUGUCACUUUCGACACUACCAGCCGGCUUCAGCUUAACAGCCACCGCAAAGAUAUCUAUCUACAAGUACGUAUAAAAGGAGAGAUUGAGCCGCAGCACAGCUCCGAUCUCCUAUCCACCUCGAUCCCACUUGAUCUCUCCUACCCCUAUCAAAUCAUCCAAUAAAUCUCUCAAAAUGAUCUCCGACAACGAUCUCUACCGCCUCGCCCUCUUCCUCGGCACCUGCGCCAUGAUGAUGAUCGUCCUCUACCACUUCCUCGAGGUCAAUGCCCACGACGACGAAGCCGACGAGCAACCUCAGAAGAACACCGGAUCCGCGGACAAGUCUUUGAAUUUGGGGAUUACGAGCGAUGGAGUGCCGUUGGCUGCCGCUGCUGCUGCCGCUGGAGGUUCGAGUUCGUCAGCUAUUGGAGGGGGGAAAGGGAGGUAAUGGGUAUACGGAGUAUGGGGAAUAUAUAUGGACGUGAAGGAGUGGAGUAUGGUAAAAUGAUAUGAGUACGUGGUGGAAUUGGCUGUGAGCAAUUUUUAUGUCCUGGUGUACAAUACAUACGGUACGCCUGUUUGACAUCUAUUCAAUCUCAAUUAAAUGUAUGGUAUCAAGACUCCCCUAGCUACCCAAACGCCAGAUGCUUCUAAUAUCAACAAAUCACGCUUAUCCACGA